ACGCAUAGAAAAUUGGGGGUUCUCACUGCAUGUGCUGUUUCACAGUCUUUUUUUAAAAAAAUCUAAUGUUACAUAUAAAAAUAUUUUUGAAAGCCGCUUGAUGUUCCUUCCCUUUAGGCCGUACCGUACUUUAGUCAUGCCCAUUUGAGCUGUUUUCCAAUCUUUCUCAAAUUAAGUAAGUAACUCUAUGAUGUACCUAAGUCUUUUAUUUGGAUCUAAUUACCUUCUUCAGAGAAACUCCUUGAAAUUAUUGGGGCAAAGUGAACUUUUAAUUGUUAAUAAAUUUUUCUUAAAUUACACAAAACGAAAAUUUCAUCAUCGGAUUCUACUCCAUAGAAAGUCUAGGGCGGCUUCCUGCCAGUUUGAAUCGGACCGUCUCAAGUUCCCCUCCAGCCCUAAAUUUUCAGUCUCGGUAAACAUCUCCCAGCAGCCCGCACCCAAGCCUGCGCACAAUCGCCCAAACCCAGGCCUCCUGACCAAAGGGGAAACUUAAGGACACGCCCCCGAAGCGCAACCUCUUUAAAUUUUAAAAUGAAGGCCCAAGCCAAUGAAUGUUAAGUUUCUCCCGGAACUGGGUGCCCCACUCACAGCCACGCCCUCCACCAAUCAGGCAGAGAGCUUCUCCGUCGUCCUUCCAAUCAGCGCCAAGGCUGGGAGUUACUCACGUAAGUUACGUGAGGCGAGCGACCAAUAGGAGCUGACUCUGGGGGCUGACUCCGCCAAUGGCAGCAGCGCUUGGAGAGCGCGGGAGCUUUUCCACCGGGACUCCUGAGGGAAAGUGGUGAAUGGCGCUGGCUCCCUGAGGCGAGGGCCGAGAGGACGGCGGCGCGGGCCCCGGCCGGAGCCCGGGGGCGGCGGCGCGGCCGGCAUGGCCUGCUGUCACAACGUUAUGUUGCUGCUGGACACCGCGGGCGGUGCCGCCGGCCGGAGCCCGGCCCGGCGGGCCGCCCUGCGCCUCCUCACUUACCUGAGCUGCCGAUUCGGCCUGGCCAGGGUCCGCUGGGCCUUCAAGUUCUUUGACUCCCAGGGGGCGCGGAGCCGGCCGUCCCGCGUGUCUGACUUCCGCGAGCUGGGGGCCCGCUCCUGGGAGGACUUCGAGGAGGAGCUGGACGCCGUGCUCGGGGACGGCGCCCACGGCGCCCACCUGCCGGGCCCGGCGCCCAGGGCCAGCCACACGCACGGCGCCCUGAUGGAGACGCUGCUAGACUACCAGUGGGACCGGCCCGAGAUCACGUCGCCCACCAAGCCGAUCCUGCGCAGCAGCGGGAGGAGACUGCUGGACGUGGAGAGCGAGGCCAAGGAGGCCGAGACUGCGCUCGGGGGCUUCGUGAACGCGGUCUUCCUGCUGGCCCCCUGCCCGCAUUCGCAGAGGGAGCUGCUGCAGUUCGUGUCCGGGUGCGAGGCGCAGGCCCAGCGCCUGCCGCCAGCCCCUAAGCAGGUGAUGGAGAAGUUGCUGCCCAAGCGAGUGCAGGAGGUCAUGAUCGCCCGAAAAAUCACCUUGUACUGGGUGGACACCACCGAGUGGCCCAAGUUGUGGGAGUCCCCGGAUCACCUUGGGUACUGGACAGUGUGUCAACUGCUCCACCUUGUAGGAGGCACUAUCUUACCAUCCGAAACUUUCCGCCAGGAUUGCGCUAAAGCUGGGAAAAUACUACUUGGCAGUGAAAAAAAGCUGUCAAGUGGAUCUCCCCUCACUUCAUGGAUUUCGACUCUGCCAUCUGAUGCCACUUUAAACUGUUUGCUCUAUAAUUCUCCUGCGUAUGAAGCCUCAUUUCCACGGAUGGAAGGAAUGUUAUUUCUCCCUGUCAAAGACAAAGAGAUUCAAGAAACGUGGACAGUCACCCUAGAGCCCUUGGCCAUGCAUCAGAGACACUUUCAGAAGCCAGUCAGAAUUUUCCUAAAAGGCACAGCAGCCCGGUGGUCUCUCCCAGCGAGUAGCAUUUUGGGCACCGAUAGCUGGUUGCUACAAAGUCCGGAGGAGAGCGAAUCAACUCAAAGGCUGUUAUUUCAGCAGCUGGUAAGCAGGCUGACUGCUGAAGACUUACACCUGGUUGCCAGCGUGGACCCUGGUGAAGGCUGGCCCCCCAUCACUGGAGUUAUUUCCCCCCUCUCUACCAAUGCUACAAUUCUCACUGUGUUCCGCACCGAGGAGGCUGAAUUUCAAAGACAUUUUCUCCAAACAGUUGUGGCAGAGAGCCCCCAGGAUACAGCGUCCCUUUUUUCUGAUGUUAUGGAUAUUGUACUGAGUCAGAUUCACAGUUCACUUGAGGAUUCUGCCACCUGUGCUCCUCCUGUUCCAGAGUGGGCCCAGCAGGAGCUUGGCCGCACCGGUCCUUGGAGCGCGGCCGUCAUGGAGAAGUGGUUCCCCUGCUCUAACCUGACUGGCGCUAGUUCAAGUCUGAUGGAGUCAUUUUGGUUACUACAGGCUGCCUCAUCUAAUAAGGAAGAGUCUUCCAAAACUGAAAGUGAAUUAACGUGUUGCCUCUCUGACCUCUACCAGAGAAAGUCUCGGGAAGAAUCCACUGUGUCUAAUCAGGAAGACAGCAAAAAGAAACGAGGGGUCCCUCGCACCCCAGUGAGGCAGAAGAUGAACACCAUGUGCCGUUCCUUAAAGAUGUUGAAUGUCGCGAGGCUGAACGUGAAGGCCCAGAAGUCGUGUCCAGAUGGCAGUCCAGAUGCCACCGGGGAGAAAGGGAUCCCAAGGGCAGCCGUUGGAAGAACGGCAGAUAAAGUGGAAAACCGAGGGAGAACACUCCGAAGCUCUAAACCUAAAGACUUUAAAACUGAAGAGGAGCUCCUGUCUUAUAUACAUGAAAAUUACCAAAAGACUGUGGCCACAGGAGAAAUCAUGUUGCAUUCAUGUGCUCGGAAUAUGAUCUCAACCAUUAAAGCAUUCCUAAAGUCAAAAGGCACCAAGGAAUUCCUUACUUCCAAGGAAUUGGAAAUGAACUGCCUGAAUCAGGUAAAAAAUCGCCUCUUAAAAACUAGCAAAAGUCUUCGACAGAAUCUGGGCAAAAAACUGGAUGAAGAUAAAGUCAGAGAGUGCCGGCUUCAGGUAUUUCUUCGUUUGGAGAUGUGUCUGCAGUGUCCCUCCAUACAUGAAAGUGUAGAUGAUAUGGAGCAAGUGGUGAAGGAGGUGACGGAUUUGCUGCGCAUGGUGUGUUUAACUGAGGAUUCGGCAUACCUCGCGAAGUUUCUGGAAGAAAUUUUGGAAUUGUAUAUUGGCUCCAUCCCGAAGACGCUCGGAACUCUUUACGACAGCCUGGGGUUUAUGAUUCCUCAGAAGCUAGCUGGCGUCCUUCCUCUAGACUUUUUCAGCGAUGACUCCAUGACACAGGAGAGCAGAUCACCGCUUCUUUCUGUGCCUCUUCUGUCAAGUGCUCAGAGAUCAGUGUCGGGCGGCACUGAAUCUGACCAACUGGAGGAGCUUCGUACCAGAUCAGCUAAGAAGAGAAGGAAAAAUGCGUUAAUAAGACAUAAAAGCAUUGCAGAGGUUUCACAGAAUCUUCGGCAAAUUGAAAUUCCCAAAGUGUCCAAGAGAGCUACAAAACAUGAAGGCUCUCACCUUACUCUUCAGCAACCUCCAGUCCCGGCAAAAGAUACAGUGCAAGAAGUGACCAAAGUUCGAAGAAAUCUCUUCAACCAUGAAAUGAUUUCUCCUUCAAAGAGAUUGGCAAAGCGGGGGUUGCCUAGAAGCCAUUCUGUGUCGGUUGUGGAAGGUUUGGAGAAUAAACUUAACAACUUGAAGAAGAAGACAAAAGGUUAUCACAGACUGCUGACUAAGAGUGUGGCUGAGACUCCAGUACAUAAGCAAGUCUCCAGAAGGCUUCUUCAUAGACAAAUCAAGGGCAGGUCCUCGGAGCCUGGUCCUGAUAUUGACAUAGUCGAAGAGUCCCCAGAAAAAGGAGCAGACGAAAUAAGCUUGAGACGAAGUCCUCGAAUCAAGCAGUUGUCACUCAGCAGGACAAAUUCUGGUUCCUUCUAUUCUGUGUCUCAGCCCAAGUCUCGAAGUGUGCAAAGAGUUCACUCAUUCCAGCAAGACAAGUCAGACCAAAGAGAAAAAUCUCCAAACCGAAGUAUUCGUUCUCCCAAGAGCCUGCUUUUUGGGGCAUUGCAUGAGAUGGUCAGUCCUUCUGAGAAGGGUUCAGCUCGACUUCAGAGGACUUCAAGAAGCACAUUGGGUUCUGAGAUACCUACAGCUUAUCAGACUCCCAAGAAGAGUAACCGGAAACCUGCAAGCUCUUCUAAAGAGACGCCGAGACGGUUCCCUCGUAUGCCACGAACUCCACGGCGCACCCCUGAAAGGUGGCAGAAACCCCCUACCGAAGUGACCCCUGCGAAAAAGGCCAUUUUUGAGGAGUCCUUAAAAGACUCCUCACGGGACCGGGGCUCACCAUCUCAACCAAAAGUCACUCCUCAGCAAGGCUGCUCCCUGGCGAAAGGAGGAACCUCUCCUCUUGAAAAGAAUAUCCCAAGAACCCCCAGAAGGCCAGGUGGUCAGCCAGCUGGAUUUCUGCGGAAUUCUACUUGGCCACUCUCGGUGACCUCCAGUCCAGAAAGCACCCCCUGCCCCGCAGCCCCCAACGGGACCGCAGGUCUGAGUCCUGCCGGGUCCUCUCCGCGAGCGGCAGCCUCGGGGGUGCGGGGAGAGACGCCUCCGGACCAAGAGCACCACCGUCCCUGUGUCCCCGGGGCCUCCCAGGCAGGGGAGCUAGCAGAAAAAGGAGAGGAGAAAGCCGCCUCCACCCCCGGGAGCCCGGGGAUGACAAGUCUGGUGCCUCCCCCAUCUCCUCCUCCAGAGAAGCCUUUCACCUUUCCCUCAGGCAAGGUUUCCAAGAAGAGUCCAUUUCGGAAAUUUUCGACGAACUCUCCUUCCCCCGGAGAAAUGGACUGGAGAGAGCCCUGGAAAGCCCCCAGUGUAGCCUCACCUCUCUCCUGUCCUGCUCCCUCAACUCCUCCCAGAAUCCUGCAGAAUGCCCAGUCUGACCCCGCACCCGCUCUGCCCCCUUCUAAAACUGGAAAAAGGUGCAGAGAGCCCUCGGAUCUUGCAAGCAGCUUCCUGGAACACCAGCCUAGUGCCUCUGCUGCUCCUAGAGAGGCCCCAGCUGACAACCCAGCUGCCAGCACAGAUGCCAGAAAGGACCAGAAGGAAGCGAGCCUCUCUCUCCGGUCUUCCCCUGAAAGACGCAGCUACCCUGGGCUUGGCUUCAGUAGGGACUGGCGUCUGUCCUCUCCGCUGCUGAUGGCGAGUGACACAGAGUAUCUCUCUCUCCUGGACGAAGCACAGCUUGACGGCAGUGAUGGCUUGAAAAGUGAUGUGGCACCAAUGGGAGAGGAGAGGCAGUCAAGGACGAUGGUUGCCAAGAAGUCUUCUCCGUCGAGCCCUGGGGUUCUUCCAUCCCCUCGUUCCUGUGGGCCUGGCUCUCCCCCGACACCUUCCUACGACCUGCGCUGCACUGCAGACAGAAGGCAGCGCCAGGCCGCUGCGCAGCUGGAGGAUCUGCAGGCAUCAGCUCAGCUUCCAGAAGCCCCCGCCAGCCCGCAGACCUACGAGGUAGAGCUGGAGAUGCGAGCUUCUGGCCUGCCCAAGCUUCGCAUCAGAAAAAUCGACCCCGGCUGUCUGUGCGAAGCUGAGUCCCUACGAAGGGCGGGGAGCUCCCGGGGCGACGAGAGCUCCCUCCCUGGUGUUGGCCUGCCCCGGGCUGGCAGGUCCUCAGGGAGACCCGAAGCCACCUACGUGUCUCCCCCCUGCCUCCGCCCCUCACACAGCACCCCUGGCAAGAGCAGGGGACAGAUGUACAUCUGCCAGUCCUGUACCCCCACCCGCGGCCCCUCUAGCACCCCCUCUCCGUUUCAGACAGACGGCAGUGUUCCUUGGACCCCGUCUCCCAAGCACAGCGGGAAGACCACUCCAGACACCAUCAGAGACUGGCCCCGCAGGAAGCGGGCAGUGGGCAGCAGCUCUGCUGCGAGGAGCGAGGUCAGCGCUGACCUCCCUGCAGGGGUGUCCCUACUCGAGCCGGAGAGGAGGGAGCGAGGCCCCGAGCUCAGCAUCAGCAGAACUCCCCUCUUGGGGGAUUUUGAGCUCGAGGGGGUGUGCCAGCUGCCCGACCAUUCGCCUCCCGGGGACAGUGUGCCGAAGGCCGAGGAAGCCUGCUCCUGGGGACAGUUUGGGCUGGGUUCCAGGAAGAGGCUCCUUCCUGCGGAGGAGGAAAUGGAGUGUCAAGCAAAAAGAGCGUGUGAUGGGCAGAGAGGAGACCCAGAACUCAGCAAGAGCGAGGAGCGGUCUCCGGGCGCGAGCGUGCUGUACCUGCCCUCGACGGGGGACGACGAGGUGUUCUUUUCAGGUUCCACGCCUUCUCCUGGCUGUGCCGUGCGGAGCGGCGUCUCUGCCAGCGGGCUGCAGGCCCUGACCCAGUCUCCACUGCUGUUCCAGGGGAGAACGCCUUCCUCUCGGUGGAACGAUGCCAGAGAUGAGGAUAUGGAUGUUUUCCCGGCUAAGGCAGAAGACUCUCCUUUCAGCCAAGCCUUGUCCAGGAGACGCCCCAUCAGCAGAACUUACACACGGAAGAAGCUGAUUAGCUAGUGAGGCUGGAACCGGUUGGGGGACUUACAUCCUCAAACACUACGGAGCGUGGCCGGAGCCACCGUGUCCCCAGCACAGAAGACGUGUUCUGAGUGGUCUUCUCCGGGUUGGAAGUUCCAGGCUGCUCUCUGUCCCACGUAACCCUGGGCUUGCUGCACAGAAACAGGAAUCGCCAGGGCUCAGUGGAGCCAAGGGAGUUCAAAAGAGGAAGCUGCAGUCAGCCUGGUCCCCAUGCCUCUUUGACAGCUGACCACAAAUUCUUUACUCCCUCUCUGGGAAUCCAGCCCUACCCCUCCUUGGGGAGGUGGUGUCGCUGGGGCUGGGAGUCAGGAAGCAGGCAGGAACUGUAAGACCAGGCGCUUAUUCCAGCCCUGCCUUCUGAGACACCAAGGCAAGUCAGUCGACCGCCCCCCCCCCCCCCCCCCC
Messenger RNA from Neofelis nebulosa (Clouded leopard), 7012 nucleotides. RefSeq names its product TOPBP1 interacting checkpoint and replication regulator (gene TICRR). The transcript is spliced from 22 exons. NCBI's taxonomy places the organism in Eukaryota, Metazoa, Chordata, Mammalia, Carnivora, Felidae. The coding region runs from base 869 to 6586 and encodes 1905 amino acids. The record is from RefSeq and is a predicted model, not a curated record. Gene Ontology annotation, cellular component: nucleus. Gene Ontology annotation, biological process: DNA replication; mitotic DNA replication checkpoint signaling; response to ionizing radiation. Gene Ontology annotation, molecular function: chromatin binding.